UAGGCCAUCGAAACAUCAGGCAUGGCUGAAGAAAGCAGCAACGAAUACACGCCUCUUGACUUAAGCAUGAAGGACAAAGCAACACGAAGUACAAGCCGUGACGGUACCCAGAACGCUUCAUCUACUUUGGGCGCCUUCACAACUAUUUCUGACGACACCUUGCGUAACCAGGGGAACACAGAGCCAAGGCCAAUAACCGACGGGACUUGCAACGUCGACGGUGUCACUGACAAUGGCAGCACAAUUUGCCAGACCCGACGGUCCAUCAGGACCAUCGAUAAAGCAAUGCCCAGCACAAGUCGCGCUGGCAUGGAGGAAGCAUCAGCCAAUUUUGAAGACGGCGCCACGAAUGCUCCUGGAACCGGAGGAAGGGAACAGCGAGAGUUGUGCGGUGCAUGUGGCAACGUUUCGAGCAGACGCGACGCCUUACACGCCAAGGAGCACGCGGAUGACGCAGCCCACAUUUGUAAAGUAUGUCAUCAAUCGUCUGUGAAGAUUUCUAAAGUUGUAGAACAUUGCCGCAACCGUACUGGCAAAAAACACAAAUGUGAAACUUGCAGUAAAGAGUUCCACCGGGCUGAUCUCCUAACUCAACAUUACCGCACGCACACAAACGAGAGACCCCACAAAUGCCAAAUGUGUAAUAAAUCGUUCCGGCGGUCUAGUCAUCUAGAUGAGCAUAAGCGUACUCAUACAGACGAGAGACCCUACAACUGCCAACUGUGUAAUAAAUCGUUCCGGCGGUCUAAUCAUCUAGAUAACCAUAAGCGCAAACACACAGGUGAGAAACCCUACAUUUGCAAAACAUGCGGUAAAUCAUUCGCACAGUCGGCAACUCUCCGUACACAUGAAAACACUCAUGCAAAGGACAAACGUCAUGUAUGCCAAAACUGUGCUAAAUCAUUCAAAAACAAUUCUGCUCUCAAGAGACAUGUAGACUCUAAAUGUGGAAACAUCGCUUUCGUUUGCGAAAUCUGUGAUUGUUCCUUUCAGACCAAUUCAGGCCUUCUUCGUCACCGCCGAAAAAAGCACGUGGGUAAAAUGCCGUAUGAGUGUGCGCAGUGCGAAUGUCGUUUUACAGACAAAGAAACACGCGAUAGGCAUGUGUGCCAGAAGGAAUGCAAGAUGUAAACGAUGUCUUCUCGUUCUUCGUAAAUGCGCGACAAAAUACUGCAGGUCCUGGCCAGCGCUCACUGUUCCAUGAACUACGUUGUUGGUGAACAUUGUUUUAUGAAACUGACUUCAAGACAAAUCCUAAUGGGCUGCAAGAUUGUAUUUUGUGUAACUAGGGUGCUGAAAUAUCCACAAAAGAUCUUUGACACCCAUUUGUUUAGAGAAACUUCUUGUGCAGUUCUUCACAGGGUGUACCAGCAAACAAGCUUUAAUGACCCAUAUUCGUAGCAAUUUUGCAUGGUAAACAGAAUGAAAUAUCUCAUUAGGAAGCAUUUGAGACAGGAGGUACUGCAUUCUUGUCAACUGAAAAGUAAUUUCUGCCACUAUAUGAGGUCCAAAAGCCCAGUUGCCUUCAAGAGACAGCACUUGCAGAUGCUUUUACAACAAUGUAUGACAACAUUGUACAUGUAUGAAAAUUAUUUGCAUGAAAUUUUGUUCAAUGCAUUGACUGCUCUUUGGCGCGUGUAUUCAUACUGCCGAUGUUUGUUAUAUACCAUAGAAUAAGCUGAUGAUGGCAGUGAGACUGGGUUAGUUAUUAGUGAGACUGUAUUAGUAAUUCUAGUUAUGUUUUUAUGUGGCGGCACUUCUGAAGUGUAAUGGAUAAUUUUUUUAUCCUCAUGGAAGCUGUAAAAUCUUUUAGCCUGAUGUGACUAAAUUUCUGUGCAAAAAUGACAAUAAAGGAUUGAAAUGACAAGUUAUACCCCUGUCACACGGGAAGAUUUAAUGUCAUUCGAACCAAAUGGCAUUCCAUGCAUCGAAUCCCAUUUGGUCCAUUGCGGUGCUACAUUGUAAGAUAUAAUGGCAUUUGCAACUGGUAUCAAUGACGAUAUGGAACAAAAUUUGUGAAAUUCAAAGAAAUUUUGAGCCUAUAAUUCGCGUUUAAAAACUUUUGCGAGUACUUUUAAAACGAACGAAAACAUUUUGGCGCUAUUUAUUCACAACUAAAAGCACCUCUACCAACACAUCCAAUAUUGCCGACCUCCGCAACAGACUUCUGAUGCAAAGAGUAGUAGCGCUUGAGCACAGCCCAUGCUGAAAAUAUCGCGGCAAAAAAUUUCCGUAUAAGUAAAAAAAUAUCUUCUGACUUUGCAGAUGCACGCAUUAUUUUUUCGCGUUGCGUGUCGCUGUUGUCUAUCUGGGGUCAAGAGUAUACAUUCGGUUCGAAAUCGAAUGCGAAUGAGUUCCCCUAACUCAUUGGGUGGCAAAUGUCACUUCCUUCGAAUGACAUUAAAUUUUCCCAUCUAAAUCGCCAUUAUCUGCGAAUGCCAUUCGAUUCAAAUGUCAUUAAGUCUUCCCGUGUGACAAGGGUAUAAGCUUUCAUUUUUGUUUACACGCUU
Molecule: messenger RNA, 2510 nt
Organism: Dermacentor andersoni
Lineage: Eukaryota; Metazoa; Arthropoda; Arachnida; Ixodida; Ixodidae
Source: RefSeq, a predicted model, not a curated record